Oreochromis aureus is the source of this 1750-nucleotide messenger RNA. Its product is annotated as scavenger receptor cysteine-rich type 1 protein M130-like. The transcript has 6 exons. The record is from RefSeq and is a predicted model, not a curated record. Gene Ontology annotation, cellular component: membrane. NCBI's taxonomy places the organism in Eukaryota, Metazoa, Chordata, Actinopteri, Cichliformes, Cichlidae. The coding region runs from base 35 to 1036 and encodes 333 amino acids.
GUACAUGUGAUGAUCAGAGCAGAGAGACGUCGACAUGGACAUGGAUCCCCUGCUGCUGCUGCUGAUGCUGUGGAGCUCAGGACUCCAGGCUGAAGUGAAACACAAUUCAACAGAGUUUGUGAGGUUGGUGGGAGGAGCCAGUCGUUGUGCAGGUAUACUGGAAGUGAAAAUAGGAGAAUGGAGACCAGUGGAGGGACUUCAUUGGGCCCUGAAGGAAGCAGCUGUUGCCUGUGAACAGCUGGACUGUGGCUCUGCUCUUGCUAUAAAAGAUAGGCAGUCCUCAUACACACCUGUGUGGAGGAUACCAUUGGACGUUGUUGGGAAUGGAUCCCCUCUGACGGAGUUUGCAAGUUCAGCUAUCUCUGGCUACACUUUAGAUCUCACAUGCUCAGACUCUGUGAGGCUGCUGAAUGGGACCAGUCUGUGUUCAGGCAGACUGGAGGUCAACUACAACCAGUCUAACCAGUCCAAGCAGAGCUGGACCUCCGUGUGUGAAGAUGAUUUUGACCAGCAGGAUGCAGAGGUGGUCUGUAGGGAGAUUGGCUGCGGGCCUCCCUCAGCCCUCCAGGGGGCGCUCUAUGGAGAUGUGGGGGCUCCAGUGUGGAGCAAAGAGUUCCAGUGUGAAGGCCAUGAGUCUGCUCUCCUGGACUGUAGGAGCUCAAACUCUACUAGAAGCAGCUGCUCACCAGGCAAAGCUGUUGGACUCACCUGCUCAGAGCCUAUCAGGUUAGUGGAUGGAGCCAGUCGCUGUGCAGGUACACUGGAAGUCAAAAUAGGAGAGUGGAGACCAGUGCAUACAUUCCGCAUGACCCUGAAGCAAGCAGCUUCUAUUUGCAAACAUCUGAACUGUGGCCCUCGUGCUUCUUUAAAAGAGAAGCCCACAGAAAGACCUCUGUGGGCUCCCAGACUUUACUGUGAAAUUACUUAUUUUUCAGCGAUGGGGUGUUUAAAACAUGCAAUCAUUAUCAGUUCAUCAUGGGCUUUUCCUCCAGUCCUGGUGCUCACCUGCUCAGAUGAAUGGUGGCCAGCUCCAUAGUAGAUGGUAAAACUCUGGCCUGGUGGACUGUAACCUUGGUGUUGGUGCUGCUGAAGGACGGCUGGCUGAAGCAGAUGGAUCUCAGGGAGAAGAAGAGGCGCUCCAAUGAGCUCAUCUCACAGUCAGACACAUUUUCAGCUGACACACUAGCAACCAUUAGUUCAGUCAGAGAUUUAACUUUUUUUGCUUUAAACAGUCUUCAGCUGUAUUGAUUCUGCAUUCAAUGAGAUUCUAACUGAAUGCAUCAUGGGAAAUCUACAACAAUCUAUGCCUGUUAUAGCCUAACUAAGGGAGGAUUCAAACGGAGAAGGAAAGUUUUAAGUCUAAUCUUCAAUGUAGUGAGGGAGUGUAGAGGCCAAAUCCUUGCGUUGCGUUUGAAUGGUAUAUUUUUAUUUUCUUUGUACUGUCGAUUUUCACUUCAGUGGAUUAGUUGGGAGUAAUAAGGAUCAUUUUCUGCAGAAGCACAGGCUUAUAACCAGCUGUGUGUGAACGUUCAUCCUGUUAGGGUCAGUUAAUCCAUCCAGUGGAAAGAUAUCCUGAACAUGCUGAUCUCCCUGCGUGGUACACAGGACACAGCAGAUGGACUGCUUUUUACCCCCAUGAUUAAUAUUCACAAUGAAAAUAUUAGAUUAGAAUCCAGAAGUCUGUACAAUCUGUUUCAUAGUUUCUAACAAGUAUAAUCUCUUUUAAUAAAGAUUAUGUGUGUAUACACAG